Ornithodoros turicata is the source of this 1458-nucleotide messenger RNA. RefSeq lists its product as uncharacterized. The transcript is spliced from 7 exons. The record is from RefSeq and is a predicted model, not a curated record. The coding region runs from base 107 to 1414 and encodes 435 amino acids. Lineage: Eukaryota; Metazoa; Arthropoda; Arachnida; Ixodida; Argasidae.
UCUAAUAAACGUAAAAGACGACGUUUGCAGCGCGUGUCUUGUGGCGCGAGCGCGAAUUGUGCUGCAGGCGACUGGUAUCUGCACCGAAAGACUACAGAGGAAACACAUGAGUGUCAGCAUCACAGAACCCGAUGUCUCGGAACGUCCGGGGCUCCUGUACUACGAGUUUCUGCCCCUGGUUCGUCGGUCCAAGGACACGGGACAGCUUCAGUUCCAAGACCUCGAGGAUGUCAUUGACCGUGCCAACGAAUGGUGCCGCCAGUUCAGCAGCUACCGUAUCGUCACUCUUGAGACUGUGCAGUUCAAGUUCCAAGACCGCGACGACGCGUCCACUGCCGGUGGUGACGACGCCGGCGCUUCGGAGUCUGCACCACAGUCUUGCACAGACGUAACGAAGUCCCGCCAGUAUCACGGAGACGGGUUACGCGUCUGGCUGUUUCCAUCAGAAAACCAGGGUCCGUGCGAGAUCGGGUUUCGUGACCUCAUACCACGCCGCACUGGAGUAGACGGACAGAAAGUCUACGAGUCCAUUCCGCAGCUUCUAGGACGCUUCAACGCUGAACAGGAGCGCGGAGACAACCCCAUCCCAGGAAAAAUCAUCAACGUGGAGUCGAGGGACGUGAAGAACAAAGAAAGCGGUUCCUCUUACGAGGGUUCUCCAUCCACGGGAUUCUCCGGUGUUUGGACGCUGCGGAUUUUCUUCUACAGGCAGGAGCCAAUGAGAGAAAGGAUAUGCGUUCAUGACGUGGUUCCGAGGCCCUACGACUCCUAUACUUUCGAGGACCUUCCCGCAGUGAUGAAAAGAGCAUCGAUUUGGCUGCAAAACGCGAGUCCACUCAGGCUCUACAAUGUGCAGACCUUGUUCGUAAAAGCGAAGUUGCGUGCGCCCCCUGGCACGACGCUGUCUCAGAAGUUCCGAUCCCUUGUGCGCUACCUCAAGGUGGUGCGACUGGUCUUCUCAAAGUUCCCGGAGACAGCUCCCGAGUUCCGUUCACUGGUGACCCCCAGGGCUCUGUCGCACCGUCUCUUCAUUCCACAGCUGCAGGACCAGGGACGGCCUGUCAAGGUGGGAGACGCUAUUCAAGCACUCAAGGAGAAGAUGAGCCUUUGGUCAGCAAAUAUGGCUGGCGACGUGUUAUGUGCGGAAUCCCUGACAGUCGACUAUCAUCCUGGGAAACCGCUGUACAGCAUCAACCUCACCAUCCCGGAGUCGGUCAACGCAACGUACGGACAGGACGUCCCUAAGACGCGAGUGGUGCUUUACUUUCGAGUGUACACUAACUGCCACGUACCCGUAAGCUCGGAGUCCCGCCUGCUUACUAGGGCGAGCAGGACACAAGUUGCAAAGCCGAUAGUAAUGCCAAAGCAGGUGAGGCCCAUGCAGCAGAAACGUUCCAUGUGUAGGGUGAUGUGAACACUGUUUGAAUAAACUCAGUAUUUACACUGUUUCACGUAAGA